AUGGAUUCAUACUCGGAGCCCGGCAGCGCCGAGUCAAGUGCCGACGAGCAGCACAAUGCCUAUGACUCAGGACGUCACUCAGAUCUGGACGAGUUGUCACUCAUGGAUGAACAAGAGCCGGGCGCUGGCAUAAGCUCAGACUCCGAUGAAGUCUCUCAUGUCACGCCUCGGAGAAGGGCACUGGAUUCGGCUGGCCCUCAGAUAUCUCCACGAAUCGCCUCUACCCCGCCGAGACGACCGCCCGUCAAGAUCACAGACAGUCCAGACCAUUCCAAGGAACCGAGUCCAUCGUACACUCGGCCAGGGUCUACCGCACAUGUACCUUCGAGCGCGGGCACGUCGACUCCAACGACAGCAAAGACGCGGCCGAUGUCGCGUAUGGCUGAUGCCGAGGCUAGCGCAAGGUUUCACUCGCUUGGCCCGGACAUCGCAAGCCCAGGCAGGCGGGAUCAGUACCGCUCAAGCGAUAAUGAGAUGGACGACUCGCUUGAUGACAGCCUGAACACUUCAACGUCUACAAAGGUACCGGACACCAACGAUGCAGGCGCGUCGAGACAGCGUAGGCUGCCAGACUUUGGCCUUGUGGAACAGCAAGAGCGGACUGAAAGCUUGUCAUCAACGGUGGUUGCGUUGCUCGAAGAGCGCAAUGUCUACAGAGCGAAACAGUACUCUAGCCCGGGCGCAAACACAGCGGGGCUUCUGGCAACCAUCAAAGCUCUCAAAGAGGAGAAACGGGAGCAACAGAAUAGCCUUGAAGCCUUCAAACAGUCGCAAUCGAUGAUGGUGCAGCGCUGCAAGUCAAUGGCCGAUGAGCUCAAGAAUGCUCAAGCCGAGACAAAGGCGGCGAACGAACGAGCCGCAGACUUGCACAGACAGCUUGCGCAAGCACAACAUCGCAUCAAAGACCUCGAAGCAGACAGAGAGCGCGCCGACGAGCGUCAUGCAAUCGAACAGAGACGUUCCCAAGACAGCUUCAGCCGUGACCGCGAUCUUCAUGAUGCUGCCCGUCUUAUAGAGAGCGAAAAUGAGGAUCUGAGGGCACAAAGCCAAGGCAUGCAAGCGCGGUUAGAGACAGCAGAUCAUCGGAUAAGAGAUCUUCAGGAAGCAAUACGUAGUCUGGAAGACGAUAGCGAGGGCCGCGUCGAUCCGGCUGUUGUCGACGAAUGGCGCAACAAGUACCAGGCAGAAUACCUCAGAGGCAAUCAAUUGCAGCUCAAAGUUCUGGGGAUGGAGCAAGCGACUAAAGAGCUAUCACUCCAAUGCGAGACGAUCACUUCAAGAGCAGAAGCGUACCAGCAGGCGAUCGAUACUAAGCAUAAAGAGGCGCAGCUGCUGUCUGUCGACCUUCAAAAGAAGCAAUCAGCCAAUAUGGCGCAUCAGCGCGAAUUGCGCGAGGUCAGACAGCAGAUGCAAAGCCUUUAUGCGACCCUACAAGAGUACGAGUCCAGAUGGCAGAAGCUCGCUGAGAAGGGCAUGAUCGAUGCACGCAACAUCGAUAGCCUGGAGACUGCCUUGCGUAAUUUGCAAUCGGAAUACGAUAGCGAAAGCGAAAAGCUGAAAGAGCAAGUUGCACAGGCACGCACUCAGUAUUCGAGCACAUCAGCAGCCCUGGUCCAAUCGCAGGCCAAGUCUUCGCAGCACGAAGCUCAACACGUACAGGCGCUCUCUGAGCUCAACGCAGCUCUGCGAAAGCUCGAGAACGAGCUCCAAAGCGCCAAGCUAGCGCAUGACGACUCACAGAAGAAGCUAGAAGCUGAACAUGCGCUACGUAAUGACGAGCUUGCUGCCUACCGCAGAGAGCGUCGCAAACUUGAACUUGACUUCAAGCAGCGACUUGCGGAAAAGGAUCAGCUGCACGAAAACCUAAGAAACGACAUCAAUAAUGCCGAGAUCCAUCUGGAAGCGGACAAAGCAAGUAUUCGGGAGCUCGAGGAUGCGUUGCGAAAAGCCGGCGCCAAGGACAAGUCGCAGCCAAAUUACCAAACUGCAAUCUACCUCGAGCAUGAUCGUUUGCAGCGCGAGCACGAUGACUACCGAGCGCGAUACGAAAGGGCCAAAGCCGAAGUGCAAACUCACAAGCAAGCUAUUGGCCAAUUAGAGGCCCAGAAUGCGACGCUCAGCGCCGAAAAGGGCGAGGCGGAGAAGGCUCUGUCAACUCAGAUUGAGAACAGAUUGUCGAUCACUGCUAAGCUGGAUGACACUCAAGCUAGGCUGCAACGAGCAAAGGCCGCGUACGACACGCUCAAAGAGAGCACGCCCGCAAAGGUGAGAGUCUCCGACACACACCUGACCGGCCAGGUCACCGAAAGAAACAAGCUCCUGGAGACCGCAUUGACGGCUAUAGAGGAAGUGCUAGGAACAGGCUCAGCACGGACAGGAAUACCUCAGCCCAAACCGUCUCAGGACUUUACGAGCUUUUCCAGACAGCUUCAGAGCAAGCUCAAGAAUCUCGCUGGCAUCAAGGCUGCAUUUCGUCACAGAGCCUCAGAGAUUGAGGAGAAAUUCGUGGCCCAGCUGGCGAUGCUGCGCAAAGAGCAAGAUAGCAAACUCAAACUUAUUGAUCGCAUCGAAACGCAGCUCAAAGCAGCACAGGCGUUCUCGCAGGGAUGGCGCGCAAAGGUAGCAGCUCGAGAUGAGGAGAAUGCUACCCUUCGAGCAGAGGUUGAAGAACUGCGGAGCAAUCUAGUCAGCUUCUACGCUUCGACAGGCGCUGAGCCGGUGAUGGCGCUGAGGAUCAAAUACAAUAAGAUCAAGGAGCGAUUGCGCAUCUCCGAGACACGCUUGAUAGCUGCCAAGGCCACGGUAGUCAAAGGUAACGAGAAUAUCAAAAAGAUGGAUGUGGAGCUCAAGGCCAGAGAUGAUCUCCUGGACAAGUACGAGGAAGAUCAGAAGCUCGGCGCGGAGCAAAUGACGCGUCUACAGCAUGCUCUCGGGCGUUUGCAAAUACAAGUAGAUCGUACAAGCAACACCGAAGCUUUGGCGGCAAUCGUCGAACGCACUCGUCAGAACAGUCACAAGUCAUCGUAA
Molecule: messenger RNA, 3027 nt
Organism: Mixia osmundae IAM 14324
Lineage: Eukaryota; Fungi; Basidiomycota; Mixiomycetes; Mixiales; Mixiaceae
Exons: 6
Coding region: 1-3027 (1008 amino acids)
Source: RefSeq, a predicted model, not a curated record